AUGAAAGCUUUGCACCUCAGCGCGAUUACCUGCCUUUGGUGGCUGGCCUUAGAUUGUGCUUCCGCCCUGAGUCCAUGGGCCAUGACCUGGUCUGAUUCAACAUUUGGGUUCGAUGGCCCUUGGCAUGCUGUCACUAUCGGAAUCGGGACCAACGACACAGAGCUAGCCAUGUAUCCGGGAGCCUCAUGGCAAAGCUACGUUCUUCUGAACACGCUUUGCGACAACACGACUAUCUCCUCGUACUGCUACGGAGAUCACGCCGGCCUUUUCAACCCUUCCAGCUCGGCCACUUGGAACAACAAAUCCAUCGCUCUCCCCCUCACUUCGCGUGAUGUCGGUGGAAUGAGCACAACAAACUCGAACUUCAUCGCCAUUGAACAAGGGUAUCAGACCUACCCGAGUGGAAAUUUGUAUCCACUGGAGGCGGGUCUACUUGCACUAGGCGCUCAUGAUAUCAACCAGACAUUUAGUGAGGAUUAUGGACCGUCCGUGAAUGGUACCUUUGUCACUAGCUGGCUGUAUGAGCACGGUGUCACUCCAUCGUACUCGUAUGGAAUGCAUAUCGGCUCCCCAAUGUUCAAAAUUCCUGGGUCUCUCUAUCUGGGGGGUUACGAUAAGAACCGAGUGAUUGGGGAUAUAACCACGCAGCCAAUCGACAGCGGAGAGCUGCCUAUAGAACUGCUUGACAUUGGCAUUGGCGUUGUGAACGGCGGCUCCGUUUGGGGAGCCCCCAACAUCACAGGCUUGAUGGCGAAGUCUAAUUCCUCCUUAUCAUCUGGGAUGAAUGUGGCAAUUGAUGCCACAAAUCCAUAUAUCUAUUUACCUCGGAGCACGUGUGAUGCCAUUGCUGCGAAUCUGCCUGUCUCUUAUCGGUCCGACCUCGGCCUCUACACUUGGGACACGAACAACGAGAACUACACGAAAAUUAUCACAUCCCCGAGCUAUUUGGCCUUUAACUUCGUCAAAAACGACAUCAACACGAAAAACAUCACCAUCAAAGUUCCUUUCGCUCUUCUGAAUCUUACACUCUCGGCUCCCCUGGUGAACCAGGAUACUCCUUACUUUCCUCUCAUGCCCACUGACAGCAACCCGGUCCUGGGUAGAGCUUUUCUCCAAGCGGCUUUCUAUGGCGUGCACUGGUCACAGAAAUAUUGGUUUCUGUCUCAAGCCCCGGGACCAGACGAUAACUUCAUCAAGAACGUUGUCAACAUAGAUCCAACUACGACCACCAUCACUGGCACUGAGAACAGCUGGGAAGAAACUUGGGCAUCCUACUGGACCGCCCUCCCUUCCAAUGUUGUUAUCAACAAUUCAAACUCUUCAAGCCCUUCCCCAAACUCCUCUGUUAGCACUAGCCUCUCUACUGGUGCCAAGGCAGGCAUUGGUAUUGGCUGUGCGUUUGCUGCUAUUGCAAUCAUUGGUAUGAUUGCUUGGUUUUGGAGACGUCGCCAGCAGAAAGCCAGACCUACAAACACUCUAGCACCUCAAGAGUAUGCUAGGCCUCCCCUUAUUGAAAGAGAAUUGCAGCCUGCGGAGAUAGCUGGCGGCAAACGUGAUACCUGGCAUGAAUUGGAUCAUAACCCAAGCUUCACAGGCUAUUAUGGGAAUGAAAGUUCAGGGCGAACGAGUACACAACUUGAUCUACAAACCUCAACCAGAGCAUCUCACGGGUUAAUGAAUCGUACUCCUGGUCCCUAUGAGCUUGGUCUAUAG
Messenger RNA from Penicillium daleae, 1713 nucleotides. RefSeq lists its product as uncharacterized. The record is from RefSeq and is a predicted model, not a curated record. The coding region runs from base 1 to 1713 and encodes 570 amino acids. The transcript is spliced from 2 exons. NCBI's taxonomy places the organism in Eukaryota, Fungi, Ascomycota, Eurotiomycetes, Eurotiales, Aspergillaceae.